GACCCCCGCCAUCCCCAUCAUCAUCACCGCCGUCUACUCCGCCGUCUUCGUCGUCGGCCUGCUGGGCAACGUACUCGUCAUGUUCGUCAUCGUCAGAUACACAAAGAUGAAGACGGCCACCAACAUUUAUAUAUUCAAUUUGGCUUUGGCCGAUGCUUUGGUUACUACAACCAUGCCUUUCCAGAGCACCGAAUACCUCAUGAACUCUUGGCCAUUUGGGGAUGUGCUGUGUAAAAUAGUUAUUUCCAUCGAUUACUAUAACAUGUUUACCAGCAUAUUCACACUGACCAUGAUGAGUGUCGACCGCUACAUUGCCGUGUGUCACCCCGUCAAGGCUCUGGACUUCCGAACCCCUGUCAAGGCCAAGAUUAUCAACAUAUGUAUCUGGGUGUUGUCAUCGUCCGUGGGGAUAUCUGCUAUAGUCCUUGGAGGAACCAAAGUCAGGGAAGACAUGGACACUAUUGAGUGCUCUCUGCAGUUUCCAGACCACCACUAUUCCUGGUGGGACCUCUUCAUGAAAAUCUGCGUCUUCGUCUUCGCGUUUGUGAUCCCGGUCCUGAUCAUCAUCGUCUGCUACACCCUGAUGAUCGUGCGCUUGAAGAGCGUGCGGCUGCUGUCGGGCUCGCGCGAGAAAGACCGCAACCUGCGUCGGAUCACCCGGCUGGUCCUGGUGGUGGUGGCGGUCUUCAUCGUCUGCUGGACGCCCAUCCACAUUUUUGUCUUGGUGGAGGCCCUGGGGAGCACCUCCCACAGCACCGCCGCCCUGUCCAGCUAUUACUUCUGCAUCGCCCUGGGCUACACCAACAGCAGCCUCAACCCCAUCCUCUACGCCUUCCUGGACGAAAACUUCAAGAGAUGCUUCAGGGACUUCUGCUUCCCCUUCAAGUCGAGGAUGGAUCGGCAGAGCAACAGUAGGAUCCGCAACACGGUCCAGGAUCAUACCUAUCUGAGGGAGGCGGAUGGGGCCAAUAAGCCGGUAUGACUAGUCGUGGAGCUGUCUUCGUACGGGCCCCUGGGACGAGAGGAGUCCAAUGAUCUAGGAUUAACUCAGAUAACCACGGCACUGUGAAUCGGAAGAACCGGGGGAGGGGGAAGAGAAACACUUGGGAAAUUCUCCCGUCUGAAAGUGGAUACGAUCCCUCCCGCAACCCACCCUGAGUUCAAGAGCAAUUCUAGACGUGGCUCAGGGUUUCAGAAUGAAGGGGCCCAGAAUUGGUUCAUCAAUUGCUCCUGGAGCACAGAUGAUGAGUUUUUCUUCUGACACUUCACUUCGAUUCCAUCCACACCACAGUUGGCCGCGGUCCAACAUGCAGGCACUACUUCAGAGCGCCGUGUGGAGUAAGCGUUUGAUUCUGAACAAGAAGGGGCCCUUCAGCCCCCAACCCUUGGACACUCGUGAAGACCAGUGCUGGAUUCAAGAUCUCAUUGCACUGUGUGAACGAUCACUAAGUCUGGCUGUGCUGGGAAAAUCCAGAUUAAGCAUAACUCAGAUUCACACUCAGAGUGUGUCAGGUGACCAGGUGGUAGGGAAACACUGCCCUUUUGGCAUUAAAAGACAAUUUCAGGUGUCAUCAGCAUAGUGGAGCCUUCAAUGAUUUUUAAUGCUCUUUUGGAUGAUUCUCUGAAAUGAUUUACUAUGUGAUUUACAUUGCUACUGUUAAGUGGGUCAGGAAAAUGGCAAAAUGUUAUUGCAGAUUAUCAUGAACGGGCACUUGGAAUUUUUUGAUUUCUAUCCCCAGGAGCCGUCUGGUGACGUCCAGAGUCAUGUCAGGGACAGAGGUUAUUAGAAGGUCGAAUGCCAAAUCAAACAUACUUCAUUCUCAAAUAUUUUGCACGUGCAGGUAACAGUUGGGCUUUCUCUCAUUGGAUCCCCUUGGCGUAUGUGCCGAGGCUGAGUAAACCACACCGUAAAACAUCUGGUUCUCCCUCCUUCCCUCCCUCUUUCCUUUUCCUUUCUCCCUCUCUCCCUCUCUCUCUCUCUCCCUAUUUAGCCUUGAGCCCUUGAAUGAUGGGGACUGCACUCCAGGGUUUAGCAUGGUGCUUGACACAUAGUAGGAACUUAACAAAUACCAUCAUUUUUAACUACAGUGAAAUCCUUUGAUUUUUUUUUUCUUAGGAGGUUUUCCUAUGCCUUUCUCCGGAUUGACAAAAGAUGCCUGGGGUGUGCUGUAGGUCUGGACUGCCUCCCCACUCUCAUCCUGCUCCCAGCUUUCCUGGACUCUGAAGACCACCCUGAGACACUCCCCCUCACACACCUUCCAGGUCAGCUGUAAGGUCAGCGGGAGUGAGCUGUGAGGAAGACAGUCCUGUCAAAAGGGCAGCACUGAGGCAUUGGAUUCUUGAGGCAGGUUUCCACCUUUCCAGAACCCUUGUCACCCAGUGUGGCUUCCGCUGCAUAGAGGCCUGGACAAAGCCAUAUUCUCAACAGAAUGUUGCACUCCCCAUCACCUGACCGCUUCACAAAGACUCACACAGUAGGACUUAGACACCACGCAGAACCAGGGUGGAUUUUUUUUUUCUACAACAAAGGAUGCACUUUUGAGCCCGGCUUUAAGUUCAUCGUGAUACUUAAAGGCUUCCCCAGUAACCAAAGGUAGAAAAGGGCUGGUUGGCUUGAACACUUAGCACAGUAAAUUCCAGACACCUUAGUUAUCCUUCCAAAUUGACACCCAAUUACGUUUAUGGACGCAAGGAUUAAAGCUGCAAAAUGUCUUUGACAAAAGCGGUGGACGGUUUGUCCCUCAUUUUUUCUGGAAGUGUGAUCUUACCGGGGUCCAAGUCUGUGCUUUCUAUUCACAUCUUUUAUCCUGAGGGGAAACUUGAGCAAAGAUAAUAAGAAGCCAGUGGAAAUCUGAGAAAGAGCCA
Tachyglossus aculeatus (Australian echidna) is the source of this 2865-nucleotide messenger RNA. It is a transcript of the gene OPRK1, whose product is annotated as opioid receptor kappa 1. Gene Ontology annotation, molecular function: neuropeptide binding; dynorphin receptor activity. The transcript is spliced from 3 exons. Gene Ontology annotation, biological process: neuropeptide signaling pathway; G protein-coupled opioid receptor signaling pathway; sensory perception of pain. Gene Ontology annotation, cellular component: membrane; neuron projection. The coding region runs from base 80 to 982 and encodes 300 amino acids. NCBI's taxonomy places the organism in Eukaryota, Metazoa, Chordata, Mammalia, Monotremata, Tachyglossidae. The record is from RefSeq and is a predicted model, not a curated record.